Messenger RNA from Paramuricea clavata, 7824 nucleotides. The record is from the annotation of a GenBank genome assembly. NCBI's taxonomy places the organism in Eukaryota, Metazoa, Cnidaria, Anthozoa, Malacalcyonacea, Plexauridae.
AUGGAAGUUUACACUUUUCUUAUCUAUUUUUUAGGAGCGUUGGAAGAUGAAAAUGUCAUCGACUUUACAAGUGUCAUAGCGUUACCCCUCCCGACAGGCGUGAUCUGGGUUGAAGGACCUAAUGGUUUAGAAGGAGAACCCGCGUUUCAAUUCGCCAACGAUUCUGACGUAGUGCGACCUGCGAAGAGCAUUUUACCACUAUCCUUCCCAAGUGACUUUGCGAUCACGGUGACCGUGCGGCCUGGAAACGACGAAGGUGGCGUCUUAUUUGCUGCGACCAGCGAAGACAAUUCCAAAGUUUACCUGGGCCUGGAGAUCUUGCGUGUUCGUGGAACGACGGAUCAAUUCGAUGGCUAUAUGACCAUCAGGUUUAUGUAUCUGAAUCCAUACUUCGAAAGCAAUGAAACGGUCAGUUUCAAAGUGAACGAAUUCACAAAUAAAUGGACAAGGUUUGCUUUGAGCAAAGAGGGUGAUAUAAUAACGUUGUAUUUCGCGUGCGGUACUAAAGUCGAACAGAAAGUUGCGCAACAAACUUGGGGAGCGUUCAUUAUUCCUGGGACUAGUUUGUUCCACCUCGGUAGGGCUGGAAAUAAUGCUAAAUAUAACGUGUUUGAGGUGAGUAUCUCAUCAUUGUCGUGCCUGUGAAUCUUAUUGUUCUGCUGGGAGCCAAUCUUCGAAUAGAGCUUACAGUGGUAUUAGAUAGCCACAAUCCUGGAUAAAACAUCUGCGACAGUACCAAAAUAUUCGACCAACAUGGGAAGGGUUUUUCCAACAGUGAAUAGUGAACUUUAUUUAGGCACGGAGGCAUGUCGUUCAAAAUAAGAUAAUUUUCCCAGUCGCAGAUCGCUUGCGCAAUUGUAUAAUACAACACAAAACAAUCGUUUGUUCAUCAAUAUGUUCGUGGUCCUCGUUUGACAAUUGAAAAACACAACAAAAUGUAAAGCUCUGAUGAAUUUUGGCGCAAAUUUUAGUUGCAUUUCGACUGACUUUGAGUUGUUAGCCAAUGAUUCUUUUUGGUUUGCGUCAUGUUUACGAAAACGUCGCGUAGUUUUCUAAUAUCCAUGCAGGAAAGAUUUCGUCCUAUAAUUUAACAUGUCGUUUUUAUAACGGUCAAUUCAACGAGGUUUCCUUUAAUGGUUUCAGACUAGUAGUUAAAAGAAUUAUUUUGUAUAAUUGUGGUUUGAUUUAGGGUGAUAUCGCAGAACUUAAGCUACAUCAAGAUCCUGACGAAGCUAAGGAACAAUGCAGUGACGAUUCCGUCAGAGAAGAAUAUGUAAGUUUAUCUCAAGUGCAGGAUUCUGAUAUUUUACAAUAAGUUGCCGUGGUUGUGUAGGUUAGGUAGUAUCAUGGAUUGUAAAAUGACUGGAUAGGAAACUUCCUGAUGUCACAGUCUAAACCUAGUUGCAAUCUGUGACGUCACGCGUAUUGCCAAAGUUGUCAGCAUUUUUGUUGUUUCGCUAUAUUUUCCGCUUUAAAAGAGUAAUAUUGAAGCAUAAACUGGUCUAAUUGUUUUAAAAACAUGCCUAAGCCACGACAAAGUAUUCAAGGUAAAUGUUUUUCGUCUUUGUUUUGUAUUUUUUUUUACAUUUCUAGCUACGACUAAAUUGGCGUCGCCCAUUUUAACGAAAUUUGUGAUGCAUUUUUCACUGUUUAGUGCUUGAAAUAUUUGCUAAAAUUGACUGGGAAUACUUAGAGAUUUCAUCGUAGAAUGGCCUAGUUAUAUUUAUUUGCUCUUUGACUAAAAUGUUUAGUUGUAUUAUUGCUAAACAUGCCGUUUUUGAGAAUUUGGUUUGCAAGCUAAGUUUCAACGCCAUCAUCCCAUUGAAAACAUUAGGUCACGUCAGCUAGUUUCCUAUCCAUGUAUUUUAUUAUCCAUGGUAGUAUUCUACAAUAAGCUGUCAUAGUUUGUGUGUCCUAAAGGCGGUUUUCCAGUCCUCGCACGAACCUCCUCGCAGCUCGCUGCGAGUGCUUGCAUUUAACUAAAAUUAACUGUUUAGCAUUGUGAUUGGAUGAAAGUGCUCAUGCAUGCACUCGCAGCGAGCUGCGAGGAGCUUCGUGCGAGGACUGGAAAUCCGCCUUAACUCACCUGAAAAAUUUAUUGCAAACGUGGGAGUCGCAAUGUAGGUAGUAUUCUUCAAUAAACUGCCGUGGUUUUUUGUCUGAACUACUUGAAAAAGAUAUCUCAGACGUAUUCUACAAUAAGAUGCUGUGGUUUGUAUCUCAACAACCUGGAAAACAUUAAAAGCACUUCAUGAACUUUUUAAAAUAGUCUCAAAGCGACGAAGACUCUUAUAAUAAUUUUUGAUAAAAGAUUGUUUAACCGAGAAUACGAAUCCUAGCUGCUUCAGUGCCAGAUAAUAUGCAAUAAAGCGUAAUAUAUUGUAAAAUAUCCCUUCUCUUCUUUUACAAUCAUGAGGUCGUAUAGACCCCUGGGAACGUUUUGCCCCGGGCCACGCCGACUCUCCUUGAGGGCAGUUGUGAUAAUUAUUUGAUAUUUUGACCUCAGACAGGAGAGAAUAGCGGCGAAGGUGACGGUGGCACUACGGACGGAGGAUCAGCGUCCAGCAACACCCCCCUGACUGACGAGUACACAACUACGGCUGUAAUAAGCACUGGUGUGAUCAAAGUCAAUAUGAACACCAAAUCCAGGGGAGGCGUCUCAGAAACAACAAAUCCAAGCACCAGUAAAAUCGAAGAAGAAUUGACGACCCAACAGACUCCAUUGGUUCAACCAACAAACCCUCCUGCUACCCAAUCCCCUAUUCAGCCGUCGACGGAGGGUGCACCCCAGCCAAAAUCCACCCCUGAAACACAGGUACCCACAGAGCCUACCCCUAAACCACAGAAAACCCCUGACCCUAAAACAACUCCACAGAAAACACCCGAAGAUACCCCUGAACCCACAAUGCGAAUCAAAGUCCCUACCCAAGAAAAUAUCGUGACCAGCUCAAAUAAAAUUGAUGAAGGUUCAACAAUUGUUUCAACACCAUCACCUGUUACUGAUGCGCAAAAUGUAGUAUCUACUCCAGAACCUACUACCAAAUCAAAUGUCGCGGCUUUUGCAACAACUGCCGAAGCAUCCAAACCAAGGGUAAGUUAUACUGAUUUGUGUUUGCUAUCUAACAUGCAUUCGCCAAUUGAGUAUUAAUACGUUGUUCAUCGUGACUUCGCUUCAAUAACUAAGUCCUAAAACAGUCGGGUUAGUGUUAGCUAUUAGCCAUUCCGAAGUUGAUGAGUGGACUGGGGACGAGUGAUAAAAGUGCCCAAAUUAAGAAAUGAACCAAAUCACUAAAAAGACCACCUCAAAAUUAGUAAGUAUACAAAGUUUGAAUACGUUUACAUGAAUACCCUUCGACAUGCCCUUCGUUUACAUGAAUACCCUAAAAGAUUGUUUUUGGGACGCGCGUCCCAAAAACACAAAUUACAAUACAUUUCAUAGUAAAUAUCGCGAUUUUCGAAAGCCUGUUAUUCGAAGGGUAUUCAUGUAAGCGUUAUCAAACAUUGUAUACUUACUAAUUUUGAGGUGGUCUUUUUAGUGAUUUGGUUCAUUUCUUAAUUUGGGCAAUUUUUAACACUCGUUCCCAGUCCUCUCAUCAACGUCGGAAUGGCUAAUUAGGGUUGGGGUUAGGAUCGGGCUGUGCAGGCAAUGCGUAAUUCCUGUAUUUUUUAUGCAUUCACCAUUUUAGUUUGAACGCGUUGUUCUUCGUGACUUUCACUCGUACGUGCUAAUAUUUAAGAAUAUUUUAGAAAAACCAUUUAAUCUUUAUAACUUUUACUCGAAUAUCGGGCAGGUUAGGAUUGUUUUAACACCUGAAUAUAGGGUUAAAUUGAAGAUUCACUUUUUCAAAUACUAAGGGAUCGUUCAUUUUUUUAUACCUGAGGUUGGUACCGAAGAGAAGCGAAAAACACUGUAAAUGUUUUAUUUACCCAACCUCAACAUUGGUGAAAAUAAUGUUUACCCAACCCAUGUGUUACUGUACUGCAUAAUAAUUAUUACAUACAAGACAAGAUUAUGGUGACAGAAAUGAAGUUGCCUAAUUUCUAAAAGCAGUAAAAAGCUCACUCACACUCAAACUCACUGAGUGUGCCAAAGCAAUCACGUUCCUGCUGAUCAAUGAUACAGUCCUUCCUCAAUCACUGAUGGUCUAUUUUGGUACAGAAUGUAUUGUACACAUUUUUCUUUAUUUCCAAUGCAUGGUAAUUUUAGUUUUAUUUUAUAGCUGACAGACAGCCAUAAUUUUUUUUUACCCAACCCAUGAGCUAGUCAAAAACUUGAUUACCCAACCCAUAUCUCUUCGGUAGCAACCCCGGGUAUAAAUAAUGAACGGUCCCUAAUGCAUUAUAUAUACUACACAUGCAAAAAUCUCACAUGUUGUAGCGAGGCUGUCAACAAGCUAUGUCCUAAGUUGUCAACAAGUGUUUGUCCCAAGUUGUCAACAAGUUUGGAACAAGCUGUUGACAACUUGUAACAAUCUUAUUGAUAUUAUCAGGCUUGUUGCAAGGUUGUUCCAAAAAGUCCGACACAGUCAUGAUAUAACAAUAUUGUUACAACCUUGUGUCGUCAACCUUGUAACAUUCUCGUUAUAUCAUGACUGUAUCAGACUUAUUAGAACAACCUUGUAACAAGUCUCGUAAUGCCAUCAAGCUUGUUACAAGUUGUUAGGUAGUGCCAUCAAGCUUGUUACAAGUUGUUAACAGCUUGUUUCAAACUUGUUACAACAACUGGGAACAAGCAGUGCGAACACAACUUGCCGACAGCUUGUGAACAGAUUUGUAACAACUUGUGCGUUUUUAUGUGUGUAGUAUUUGAAUAAAUUCGACUUUCUGUUUAUUGGUUAUUCUCAGCGAGUAACUCGGUAUCUUAGUCGUCUACAUUCCUAUCGACUUUAUGAUGUCACGUAACAUUUGCAUAUGUCUCAAUUGAUGUACAUAACUCAACGAUCUAUCAUAUAAGGGGCAAAUCAUUCCCAAAAAGUGUACGAAAUUUUUGGACUUUCGAAUUUCCGGAAAUUUUUUGGUCGGACGUUUUGGGAAUUUUGGGACUUUGUGUCGUAAAUAAAACAAAACAAUGUUUUAUUGUUUUUCAUUUCCAGAUGAAGCUAUACAGCAAAACGCAUUUACAUAGUCUUUCUUGGUUUCAUAAUAAUUGCAAGAAAUGCUCAUACCAGGGACCGGUUGUAUAAAACUCUUAAUCACUUUUUAAUCACUAUUUUGUGGUUAAAUAGUGAUUAACUCUCAAAUACGCGUUUCUUAUUGGAUGACGUUUCCCUAACUGUAGUUAAGUUUAAUCACCUUUUUAUACAACCGGGCCCCAGGCAAUCGUCAGAAACCAUAUUCUAAUUUAGUAUAAAAUGACAGUUCUAAAGUAACGAUUCCGUUACAUUCUCUCAGAUUUUCGGGGAUGCUUUUUAAAUUGAGUAGUAUAUUUUAGAUUUGAACCGUAUUUUUCAUGCUUUAAAUAGCAUUUGUAAUUCUGAACGCUGAUUGGCUAAGAGCCGCGUGUUGACAUAACUCAAUAUCAACAUGGAAAAUUUCUUUCUUUAUAUUUCUUUGUGCUAUAUUAUGAAAAAAUAUAUAACAUUUUUCAGUAUUGAUAUACAGUUAUAUCAACACUCGUCGAAAUUGGGAAAACUCGAAAUUGUGUGGAAACACUCCGUGCGUCCUCGGAACAGUGUGACCAUAUAUGCAAAUUUUUUUACUAAAACUGCUUAAAAUUGGUUGGCUGCCCUCUCCUGUUCUUAAUGUUGCAGUUGUUUAAAGCAGGUGGGGUUGUCUAAGGGCAUCCAACCGGAUCUGGUAAUAAAAUGUACUAAACCUGGUCACACUGCCUCGGAAUUGUGUGAAAACCUUCUCGUUUUCCCAAUUUCCACUCGUGUUGAUAUAACUGUAUAUCAACACGGAAAAUGUUUUAUAUUUAUUAAAUCAUGAAUAUUUAUAGGGAUUUUAGUCGUUGUUUUACAGACUUUCGGCACUUCGAAAGUUUAAGCUGACUUUUUAAUUUCAUCAAAGUGCACGAGAUUUUUUGAGUGGUUUGCCCCUCAAGGAUCUAAAUUUUACAUCUAGUAUAACUCAAUCACUUUCUUAGCAAUCUACAUUUUCACCACAUGUGAAUCAAACUAUUUUGAUUACUUAUUAAUAACAUAUUUAUCUUUUUAACCCUGAUAUAUGAAAUUGCAUCGAACAGACAGUCGAUUCGCAUCUGACUGAUAAUAUGAUUCCUUGCUCUGUCGGUACGAACUGCAAUAAAGUGAGGGGUUUGUCCCAGGUAGGAAUCAAAUAUAUGUCGAUAUCAACCGCUUCAAAUGCAUUCAAUCGAUCGAUCAAAUGCAAUCAAAUCCAAUCAAUCAUUCAGUCAAUGAAAUGCAAUCGAUUAAUCAAUUAAUGAUAUAUAAUAAAUGGUAAGUGAUUGUCACGAAUGAACAUCGUUAAUGAAUGGUGAUGCACUCUUGAUUAUCUAUUGAUACAAAUUGAUUUGUUAUUGAUUAUGUUCUCAGAUACAACCAAUAUGUUGAUUGUUUAUUGGUGGGGCUCAGUAAGAAUCGAUGAGUAGCAGAUGGUGGCCAACUAGGGGCGGCGCUAAGCCUCGUUUAAUGAGGGGGGAGGUGGGGGGGAGGUAUAGUUUUGCCAAGUCUAACCUGGUCUGUAUUAGCCUACAGUAUGUACACUAAACAUUGGUUAACAUUGCAUAUACGCGGAUUAUGCAAAAGUCUCCACUUCCACAAAAAACAAACUGUCAGAUUUGUCGACUAUACUUGACUGUUUUCACGGGCACAGCAUUCUAUUGGGGGGGGGGGGCAUGUUCCCCCCGAAAAACUUUGAAAUAUAGAGUCCAUGAAAUGGCGUUUCCUCUAUUCUGGGGAAGAUUUCAAAUGACCACAUCAACGAUUGAAACUGAAUAAAAAAUACAUUGUACAUGUAAGUCGAGAAAAUCAAAGUUAAAGUUUAUGUAAAUCAUGGCGGGAAAUUUCUAUCACAUAUAAAGAUACGAUACGCUUUAUAUAAUUUUUCUUUGUGUUUUCCUCAUCAUUAUUAAUUCAAUUAUUAACUCAAUCAUAAAAUGUGACCGUUCGUUGCAUAGGAACUCUACAUAACAGAAACAUAUAUGUACAUACAGAAACAUACUAAUUGCAUAACAAAAAAGUAAAUUAGUUUCUCACUCUGAUAUAUCCACAGGUUUUUUUUUUGUUUUUUUUUAUAUAAACUUUAUUUAACUGUUUGCCCCAAAAGCCAUGCUUAUCGAGGGGGCUCACAUGAAAAAAAUAAGGAUAUAUAAAAUUAUUUACACCAAAUAACACACAAAUAAACAAACAAAAUAAGAUAGUGUUACAGAAAAGACAAGAUACAUGUUGACCACCAUCUGUGCUUAGUGAAGCCAUCUCUUUUGAUUAAUACAUAUAUGUUCUCUUAUUCUAUUUAAUAUUCUGUUUGCUUUUGACAGUACAUACUUGUAUAUCUUAUUCCAGUUAAUUCUCUUUUUGUUAAAUUUUUCUAAUGCCAUCGUUUUCAGGAGGAAAAUGGCGGAAAGACAAGCAAAUCAUCAGUAAGUAUAUAAAGAGUAAUUCUUCUUUCAGUUGCAAAACAUUUUAUUAAUUUUAUUAAAUUUGCUUCCGCUUUUUUCAGAACAAAGGCCAAAAAGGAGAAAAGGUACUUCUAAGUUUACUAUUUUUUUAUCUAGCAGUUUUAAAUAAACUUUCAUAACUUACUCACGUUAAAGCCACCUCGGUUGAAAACGAAGACUAGUAUCGAUUAUUAUAAUAAACCUUUUUUCAUUUCAAAUUUAUGUAGGGUGAUAGAGGCGACUCUGGUCCUGUGUUUACAGUCAAG